AUGGACUCUGUAGACAGGAGCCGGGAUCACAGAUCCUCGAGGAGAAGGAGUCGGUCAUCAAAAGACCGUCGUCGUGAUGAACGUCCCGACAGAGACGAAGAAGUGAAGAAAGGGCGGGUCGCUGAAGCCGUAGAUCGCAACCCACUGGAUGACCGUGAACGUGAUCGCCGCGAUAGAGAUCUUCGAAAGGAGGGCAGGAGUCGGAGUCGGGAGGGGGAUGGAGAUAGAAGAAGACGACGUGAUCGCGACUCGAGGUCAAGAGAACGGAGUCCCAGGCGGAGAAGGGACGACGGUCGCAUGUUAGGAUCGAGGGAGCGCAGUUCUCGGCACAGGCGAGACGAGGACCAAUACCGUGAACGCUCUUCUGACCGGCGUCGAAGCUAUCGCGACUCGAGGGACCGCAGGGACAGAGAAAAGACUACGGAUAAGGAUAGUCCAUCUCCGCCACCAUCCCGCUCCGUCCGCUCAUCCAAUCCGCUCCCAGAUCAGAAUGCCCUCCGCCCCGGCGCAAGCGCUGAAGGCACCCCAGCCGUCGAUGACGAACCGAAGGAGAAACCAAACUUCAACGCCUCCGGCCUCCUCGCCGCCGAAUCCAACACCUUCCAAGGCGUCGUCCUAAAAUACCACGAACCCCCCUCCGCCGCCAAACCAACCAAAAAAUGGCGUCUCUACGUCUUCAAACCCCCCGCCUCCGCCCCCGUCGAAAUCCUCUCCCUCCACGCCCAAUCCGCAUUCCUUAUCGGCCGUGACGCGACAAUCUGCGAUAUCCCGCUUCUCCACCCCUCUAUCUCCAAACAACAUGCCGUUAUCCAGUUUAAGUGGAGGGAGAGGGUGAAUGAGUAUGGGGAUAGAAGGAGGGAUGUCGUGCCGUAUGUGAUUGAUUUGGAGAGUGCGAAUGGGACGAGUGUUAAUGGGGAAGUUGUGGAGGGGGCGAGGUAUGUGGAGUUGAUGGUGGGGGAUUUGGUGAGGUUUGGGGAGAGUACAAGGGAGUAUGUUGUUAUGUGUGAG
Molecule: messenger RNA, 1008 nt
Organism: Saitoella complicata NRRL Y-17804
Lineage: Eukaryota; Fungi; Ascomycota; Saitoellomycetes; Saitoellales; Saitoellaceae
Product: SMAD/FHA domain-containing protein
Exons: 2
Cellular component (GO): nucleus
Molecular function (GO): mRNA binding; protein binding
Source: RefSeq, a predicted model, not a curated record